Messenger RNA from Danio rerio (zebrafish), 2817 nucleotides. The record is from RefSeq and is a predicted model, not a curated record. NCBI's taxonomy places the organism in Eukaryota, Metazoa, Chordata, Actinopteri, Cypriniformes, Danionidae.
AACUGAUGUGAAGUUUACCGUGCAGGAAGAAAGCUGAAAAUAUAUAACCAAAAAUUGUAAUGUCUUUCUGCUGAUACACAACUUGCUCGAGUAUCAGGUUUUUAUGUUUCUUGUUGUUACUGGUUUUUGCUUAAAAGUGUUAUGUUUAGGGCUUUGCUAGUUUGACCACGUGUGAAUAUCUCUCAAGGAUGCCUGUAACUCUGCAGUGUCCCGGUUAUCCUGAAGACACACUGCGCACCCUUGCUGAAAAACUGCCAUGCAGGGAGACACAGGUGACGUCACUGCUGUCACUCAUGGGGCAGCCAGAUCACUACAGCUAUCCUUCAGUUUUCAUCUAUGGGCACAGAGCAACGGGAAAGAGUCAUGUGGUGCUCACCAUCAUGAAGGAUCUGGAGCUUCCUCAUGCUUCAGUGGACUGUGUGGAGUGCGUGUCCGCUGGACUGCUGUUUUACCAGGUGUUGUCCGCCCUUUUCGGACCAGAUUCAGCUGCUUUGCUUCCGCGUUGUCCGUCUUUGUCAGAUUUUGUACGCCUGUACAAACAGAUGAGCUCCAACACACCUGCCACACAGACACGCUAUAUAGUUCUGGACCGAGCUGAACGCAUAAGAGAUAUGGAUUUCAGCCUGCUUCCUGCUCUUCUGCGCCUACAGGAACUGGUAAAUGAUAAUGUGACCAUUAUCUUACUCAGCGAAAUAGUGUGGGAAAAGUUUCGUCCUAACACCGGCUGCUUUGAACCUCUGCUUUUUCAUUUCCCAGAUUACAGUAAAGUGGAGCUUGUGCAGAUUCUGUCAAAGGAUCAUCACCCAUCCUACACACCUGAGCUCUACGCCUCCUACAUAAACAUCUUGCUGGGGGUUUUCUUCUCGGUGUGCAGGGAUCUAAGGGAGCUCAGGCACCUGGCUAUGCUGAACUUUUCCAAGUUCUGUGAACCUUUGGAGAAAGGAGAAGCCAAAGAGAGUGAUAUCCACAAGUUAUGGAAGAACAUCGAGCCCCAUCUGCAUAGAGCCAUGCAGACAGUUUACCUCCGAGAGGUGUCCAGUGUACAGUGGGAGCAGCAGCAGAUGGACGAGAAGGAGGCCACAGCUCUCAGAGGUUUAUCAGCACAUGCUCACAUAGAGCUGCCAUAUUACUCCAAGUUUCUGCUGAUCGCUGCGUAUCUGGCAUCCUUUAACCCUGCGCGCACAGAUCGACGCUUCUUCCUGAAAAGUCAUGGAAAAAUCAAAAAGACUAAUUUCUUGAAGAAACAUGAAAAGACUAGUAACCACCUGUUGGGACCGAAGCCUUUUCCUCUUGACCGACUGUUGGCCAUUUUCUACAGUGUGGUCGAUAGCAGAGUCGCUCCUACAGCCAGUAUCUUCUCACAGAUUUCAUCUCUAGUUACUCUGCAGCUUCUCUCUCAGGUGGGACAUGAUGACCAGCUGGACUCACCCAAAUACAAAUGUGCUGUUUCACUGGACUUCAUUCUGGCAAUAUCCAGAACCGUAAGUUUUGAUGUGGUGAAGUAUCUGUAUGACUUCCUGUAAAUCUGCUGCAGUGGAAAUGAAGAUCUGCUUGGACAAAACACUUGGAGAGCUUUAUGGACUGAUGUUACAGGAGCUUUCUGCAUUACUAGUCUAAUCAGAUGGUAUCAUGGAAAAAUACUCACAAUUUAUCCAAGGGUCUCCUUCCUUAAGGGGAAUUUAUCGUGUGGCACACUGUAACCUAAUACUGGUGUAAUAAAAGCUGUAUAGUUUGUUAAAAUAGUGGGUCUUCAUGUAUUUUUUAUUAACUAGUUUUCGUUCAAUAGUUUAGGGAUAGUAAGAUUAAAAAAAAAAUGUUUUUGUGUCUUACAUUGACCAAACGCUGUAAAAUAUUAUAAGCAGUAUUAAGAAGUUGCCGUUUUCUGUUUGAACAGAUUUAUAAGUGAAAUUCAUUAUUGUUAUGGCGAACUUGUUUGAAUUGUUUUUGUAUAUAUUUAUCCAUAACGAAUAGAAAGCCUUCAAAUGGCCAUUUAAAUCUGAAAGUAAUAUAGAUGCUGAACUGUUCUAUAUUUAUUUAUUACUUUCCCCAAACUUUGAAACUAAUAUUGCACUCAAAAUGAGUUAAACUAAAUGUCAAUGACAGGUACAAGCUUUGCUAUGGAUUGUUACUGUAAAAUAAUGAUAUGUUUACAUCUAUUAGGCUUUAUUCCACUCUGCUGUUUCUCAUCCAGUGUUUUUUGCAGCAUGGCAGACAUCUCAUCAUAUCUCCCCCAGACUUCAUGGUAAUGCCACAGUUGUAUGUCACAUUUAAAGUGAGUGGCGUAUCUAUAUUACAAACAUGUUUUGUGAUAUUUGACUCCUCUGCAGAAGCUCAGUGGAUUGACCUCCUUAUCCUGUCGCAACAAGAUGGUGAAGCUGGCAUGAAUACCAAUCAGCCUCUCAGAUGUAGACAAACACAUGCCAGAACGACAGCUAAAUGAGGAUCAAGGAGAAAAACUGUGCAGAGGAGUAUGGAGGUGGUGGUGAGAGUGAUGAUUAGGAUGAUGAGGGUGCCCUCUGGAGGAUUAAUGCCCCAUUCCAAAUCUGCGUCUGAGAGACGGACAGAGCCGCUGGUCACAGACAUAAUCCUCAGGUCAACACACUUUCCUCCAAAUGUCACCUGUCUUUGUGCCACACAAGUCCCAGACGGUCUAGACCAGGCUCUGAGAGAAGGUCAUUGGCAAAAUGUGUGUUGAGGCUUUCUUAUGUGUGCAUGUCUGAAUAGUCAUACUCUCUAUUUAGAUGAUCAUUCUCUAUAUAUAGAUUGCAUAUAGAUUAUCAGAUGGCAACAACAGCAAAAAAAAAAAAAAAAAAAAAA